GCGGGGCAUGACCUCGCCAUUCUAGGGUGGAAAAUUGGUUGCGAUAACUUCUCAAGUCCGUCAUGGCGGCUGGACGAGGGGAGUUUUUUCGGAGUUUCCAGGAAUCUUUCGAGUCUUUGGAGAAGAAACCCACCCAGCCGGCUCUGGGUAGACGACAGCCGGUUCGUGGAAGAGGAAAGCCGGGUCCGGGCGGGAUACAAUCGGGUCAAACGGGCGGAAAGAGAAGGAAGAGAAGACCAAAGGCAGCACCAAGCUCGGUUAGCGGGAAUAGUCUCAGCUUUCCACAACCGAGACCAAAGGAAAAUAAAGCAAGUUCUCCCAAAAUAAAAACUUCUCCAUCCAAGGAAAACUUAUUGGAGAGGCUCCCGUCUGAGAUUCUGGUUAAGAUUCUGUCGUACCUGGACCCCUCCUCGCUGUCCUGCAUCAGCCACGUCAGCAAGCUCUUCUACCAGCUUGCCAACGAUGAUGCCGUGUGGCAUAAGAUUUACACGUCAGAGUUCGGGAGUCAAACGUGGAAGCCGAAGGCGUUGGCGGGUGACGCGGCGCAGAAGGUUGACCCGGUGGAGGGGGAGGUAGAGGAUCGGUCGCCGGGCCGCUGGAAGAAGAUGUACUUCAGGACCCUCGCUGGACAGGAAGUGAACAAGUGGAGGAGAGAGCUGAGAUACGACAACAGCCCGUACACCGGCUUACCAAGGCAAACGGAGAGGGUCCUCAGAAACCUGAACGUGAGCUGGGAGCUGACGCUGUGUGAUUAUCGCGGGCGGGAGAUCACGAUGGAGCAGAGCCGAGCGUACUUCUUCGAGUCGUCCGUGGUCGUCCGCUGGAGUGGACCGAGCUUCCUCACAUACCCUCAGAUCAGCAGCAUCCAGCUGUACGGAGUCCGGAAGGAGACCCUGAAGAGCCCCAAAGCCCGGAGGCCUGGCUGGCGCUCUCUGAUCAUAAAGCAGGACACCAGGGUUCCUGUUCGCUACAUUGGCAAAGACAAACUAGUCAAGCUGAGGCAUCUGCGGCCCUGCUUCCUCAUAGGCACCUGGAGGGCUAACCACGGUAUAGCCUUCAUCAUGGUCAGCCUGCACUUCCACAAGUUGGUGGAGAAGAGUCUCCUGGGAUCUCCAGUCUGCCCGUUCUCGGAGCCUGUGGACCCCCCGCCCGCGGAUAACUCGGACCCUGACUUUGGUCUGCACGGCUACACUCUGCACUUCGUCCUGCACAACACCGGCGCUGAGAUCAUGUCGGGACACUUCCGCGAGCUCUCCUGCCGCACAAUUCAGAUCCGGGCCGGACUGGUGGAGCUGAGGGUCAUCAACCGGACCAACCUGUCCGAGCACAGACCGCUGUCUGGGAACAUCAAGAUGCCCUGGAAGAGCGAGGAACUGGAGGGCGUAGUGGAGAACUGCUGCAUCGUAUCGCUGACUCUGCUGGACGAGUUCCAGAAACCCUUCUGGUGCGUCAGCUCGCCCAUUUGCAUCAUGAUGGCCAUGAAGCAGCAGUCCUUCGACUACAGCGGCGAGCACUUUGUGAUGGAUUUCAAAGACUCGGACGGUCAGGUGAAGAUGAAACUGGUCUGGUUUAAGGAGCAGAAGCAGUUCUUCCUCAUCAGCCUCACCGUCUACAUUUCUGUUUGGAAAAUCAACAAGCAUUUCAGCCGAGCGUACUGAAGCAGAACUGGAGCGCUCGCAAGUUUUGGUUUUUACAGUUCUGAUGCAGUGACUUUGACGUUUUUGUUCAGUGUUACAUCAGUUGUUUACAAAAAUGUCCUACUUUUGUAGGCUUGUUUACGUAUUUAUCGUACAAAAAUAUUCUGUAAGAAGUGGGUAAAAGAGAAUUAAUUACAAGCUUAUCCUGUUAAGGCUUCAUGUUAAAAAUUUUAAACUUCUAAAAUUCUUUAUUUGUAUUUUGUUCACAAUACAGGAAGUGUGUCACUGUUUUUGUGUUUCUAUUACACUUGUAGAAUAAAAGUACAUGUUAUAUGUAAAUAUAUCUGAGUAAAUCCUAAGAAGAGGGUUACAUUUUAAGUUUGUUUUUAAUUUCAGUAUAAACUGAGUCAUUUCAGUAAGUUAUUUUGUUAGUUAUGUUGUACAAAAGCAAGUCUCAUUCUGUAAAAAUGGAAAUAAAGACAGGAGUUAAUGCUGUUGAAGCUUCAUGUGUUAGUCAGACAGUUGUCAGUAGAAAAAUACAAACAAAUGUUUGGAAGAAAAGCUAAAAUGAGUUUGAGUUUUGUUCACAAUACAGGAAGUGUGUCUCUGUUUUUGUUUCUAUUACACCUGAAGAAUAAAGGUACAUGUAAUGUGUAAAUAUAAAGGAUGAGAUCCUGAAAAAGCACUUACGUUUAUUUUGAAUUUCCUUAUUUACAGAGUACAUAUUCAUUUCAAGUUAUUUUAGUUUUUGAUCAGACAUGGCAGAAUUUCAUGUUACUUACAAGCUGCUUUAAAAAGGGAAAACUCUUUGUUUUUUUUCUGCUCAGAAAAUAAAUAUUUGUGUCACCAA
This is a messenger RNA of Perca fluviatilis (European perch), 2487 nucleotides long. RefSeq names its product F-box only protein 15-like. Gene Ontology annotation, molecular function: protein binding. The record is from RefSeq and is a predicted model, not a curated record. Lineage: Eukaryota; Metazoa; Chordata; Actinopteri; Perciformes; Percidae. The transcript has 10 exons. The coding region runs from base 63 to 1658 and encodes 531 amino acids.